This is a messenger RNA of Sitodiplosis mosellana (orange wheat blossom midge), 1382 nucleotides long. RefSeq lists its product as uncharacterized. Bases 142 to 1332 code for a protein of 396 amino acids. The transcript has 5 exons. NCBI's taxonomy places the organism in Eukaryota, Metazoa, Arthropoda, Insecta, Diptera, Cecidomyiidae. The record is from RefSeq and is a predicted model, not a curated record.
UUUGAAGUAUUUACAAAUUGUUUAUUGAAAUGAAUAAAUGCUGCAAAAUCGACGCGUAAACAAGCGAGAAGUUAAAAUCAAAAUUUUUGUGUGAAUUGUACCCAGAAGUAUUCCAAAAUUUCCCGUUAAUUGAUAAUUGAAAUGAUAGCUUUAGCAAAUCCAGAUCCGGCCAUUGAAAUCGCAGAAAAUUUCGAAAAAUUGUCUACAAAGUUUGAAGUGUUUUACCAAGGUCAUCCAGUGAAAGUGCGUACUUUGGGGUCCUCAUAUGAUGUUUCAUUCGUUAAAGACGCUGAACUUCUUGCGUUUACACCGGAGAACUCAAAAUGUAAAUUCCAUGUGUGUUUCGGUGAAAAUGACGAACAUACGAUGGAACCUGAUAGAGUCAAUAUUGAUGCCAAUGAGGUCGAUUCGGCCAAUUUUCAAGCAUUCAUAAAGGAUGUAAACGAUUGUAUUGACGAUUUCGAUAUAAUUCUUCGAAAUGAGAAGUGUUUGAUUUAUCAUGAAGACUAUGGGAUUUGGAUCGAGGCUGAAAUUAUUGAUGUCCAUCUCUCGAGCUCUUGCUAUUAUCAUGUCAAUUACAACAGACAUUUUUCAGGAUCUGGGAAAGUGUUGGCACGUAAUGUCCGUCUUAAUCAUUCUUUCUGCUCGUGUGGAUCGUAUGUACCUAGGGAUUAUUUGAAAAAGCAUCGAGAUUGUGCGGUUCAUCUCGGACAUGCCUUAACAAAAGUUUAUCUUCGUUUUCUGGCGGAGUACAAAGGUCUUGAGGUUACUGUUCGUGGUCAACAAGCUACGCUUGAGGAGACUUGUAAGCCAUGGUUAGAUGAAAAUAUUAGGUUUCGUCUCAAACUCAUUGAAAAUGGUGAAGAAAUCGAAGAAAGUUUCCAAAAUAUUGAUUGUGGACAUCAAUGCAUAGUUUGUCGCAAAGUUUUCACUGGCGCUGAAAUUGUUUGCCAUUUGGAAACACAUUUUUAUGGCUUGAAUGUUGGUCCGCUAGUAGGUAAUGAUGUAUUAGCACAGAUGUCACGGGAUUUGAUUGAAAAAUUCCAGCAAUUCGAUUGGGGUCUUAAAAAAGCUCAGGCUAUUGUUCAUGAUGAAGAACAUUUUGAAUGGAUCCUCGUUGAACUCCAAUCUCUCAGUCUAUCUAAAUCUGGUUGUGCAACUUAUCACGUACGACAUUUACAGAGAAAUGCUGAUAACGAAUGGGUGGAAGCUCAAAAUGUGCGCAAUGAAUUUUGGAUUUGCCCUGAUUGCGCUACGCCUGCAUACUUCCCUCGGCAUGAAGUUCAAGAACAUGUGUCAAGCCACACUGAUGAUAGCGGUAUAUUUGGUUAGGUUUGGAUAAGCUUUUAAAUAAAAUACAGAGCAUCUGAUCGUUGAAUGUU